GCUCAGGCUAGCCUGCACAGCUGCACAAGCUGCGCGGGAGCUAAGGACAAGUUGGCAAGCUCACAGCUCGUUGUUUUGCCCCAGGAUCUCUCCCAACUUACUUGGUUGCAAGGCCACGACGGCUGCGCACGCGUAAGGCAAGGAGAGCUUACAAGCUCUCAGGUGACUGCAGCAGCACACGCCGUCGAUCACGAACACAGCAAACGCAUCGAUCGAACCAUGGCCAGACGCACACUUUGCACGACCAUAGCCCUAGCUAUGGCCGCGGCCCUGCGCCCAGCGCCACUGUCGCGAAGACGGACCCGUCUCAAAGCCACGGAGACCAAUGAGAAUGCAAGGCGCAUCAUCCUCUUCGACGUCAUGGACACGUUAGUCAUAGACCCCUUCUUCACGGGGGUGCACAGCGUUUUGGGGUGCGAGUCCAUGCAGGAGCUCUUCAAAGCUAAAAGACCAGAGACCUAUGAAGCGUUCGAGACGGGCGAAAUAUCUGAGGAAGAACUGUGGCAAAGGUACUUCGCCGACGACCGCGAAGUGGACGUAUCUGCAGUAAGAAGGCACUUCGUCGACGGCUAUGAGUACAUCAAGGGCAUGCGGAGUCUGCUGGGCGAGAUCAAACGCAUUGGUGGUGUGGAGUGCUACGCAUUCUCGAAUUAUGGUACGCUCUACAAGGAAAUUGAAACGAAGCUCGAACUCUCAAGGUUCCUCGACUGGCGCUUCGUGUCCUGCGAUAUUGGAAUGAGGAAGCCGGCUCCCGAGGCUUUUGAGUAUGUGGUGAAGGACCUCGGUUGUGAUUUACAGAGGGACGUCGUGUGCUUUGUCGAUGAUUCUAAAACGAACGUCGAGGCCGGGACCGCGGCGGGCCUGCGAUCAAUACUCUUCGAGGGCGACUCGGCGGAGUGCCGGACGGCGCUCAUCGCCGAGGGGUUCUGGGAGCUAAGGGUAUAGUAUCUGCCUUCCCUGUG
Molecule: messenger RNA, 962 nt
Organism: Pelagomonas calceolata
Lineage: Eukaryota; Pelagophyceae; Pelagomonadales; Pelagomonadaceae
Source: the annotation of a GenBank genome assembly